Theobroma cacao (cacao) is the source of this 1006-nucleotide messenger RNA. It is a transcript of the gene TT1, whose product is annotated as C2H2 and C2HC zinc fingers superfamily protein. Lineage: Eukaryota; Viridiplantae; Streptophyta; Magnoliopsida; Malvales; Malvaceae. The record is from RefSeq and is a predicted model, not a curated record. Gene Ontology annotation, molecular function: DNA-binding transcription factor activity. Gene Ontology annotation, cellular component: nucleus. Gene Ontology annotation, biological process: regulation of gene expression; anatomical structure development.
AUUCUUCUUUAUACUAGUAUUCUCUUGCGGCCCCUUAUGUCAUGGAGCCUUCAGAUAUUUCAUACGAUUCUGAUCUUGUUUCUAGUACAAAUAACCAUACUGAUGUUGAGCCUCUUGAUCUCUUUCCAGGCGCAAUGCAAAAUUCACUUGAGCCUAUGCCAUUGCUGAGCUGCUUUCUUGGCUCUAGCGACACAACAUUGGAUGGUAACCCUAAAGCAGAAUGCAGUGAAGAUAAAGAGGAUGUCACCGUAGCCUUGCACAUUGGCCUUCCUGAUCCUUCCAAUACCCCAUUCAGUCCAAAUGGCAAGGACACCGCAAAUGGAGCUGCUAAACAGUAUUGGAUCCCAACUCCUGAACAAAUCCUCAUUGGCUUCACAAAUUUUUCUUGCCAUGUCUGCUUUAAGACCUUCAACCGUUACAAUAACCUUCAGAUGCACAUGUGGGGUCAUGGUUCACAGUAUCGUAAAGGGCCUGAGUCCCUCAAAGGAACCCAACCGCGAGCCAUGCUGGGCAUUCCAUGCUACUGCUGUGCGGAAGGAUGCAAAAACAACAUCGAACACGCGAGAGCAAAGCCGCUAAAAGAUUUUAGGACAUUGCAAACACAUUAUAAGAGGAAACACGGGCUAAAACCCUUUAUGUGCCGCAAGUGCGGGAAGUUCUUGGCAGUGAAAGGUGACUGGAGAACCCAUGAGAAAAAUUGUGGCAAGCGUUGGCUUUGCGUCUGCGGUUCUGAUUUCAAGCAUAAGAGAUCACUCAAAGACCACAUCAAAGCAUUUGGUUCUGGCCACGGCCCUUUUCCUCCAUCAUUUGAUGGGGUUGAGGUACUUGAGGAUACUGCAUCUUCCCUACAUGUCUGAAAUUUUCCUCAACCUUCUAAAAUAAAUACUACCACUACUAGUUUUUUUUUUCACUAAAUUUAGACGGGUUCUUUUAGAAUUAAUUAAGGAAUAUGAUAGUUUUCGAGUAAUUUUCAUACCAUUCAAGAGUAAAACAGUGUCUUUGAAAA